This is a messenger RNA of Pseudophryne corroboree (corroboree frog), 2273 nucleotides long. RefSeq names its product RB binding protein 4, chromatin remodeling factor (gene RBBP4). Gene Ontology annotation, cellular component: nucleus; NuRD complex; ESC/E(Z) complex. The coding region runs from base 307 to 1584 and encodes 425 amino acids. Gene Ontology annotation, molecular function: histone binding; nucleosome binding. Gene Ontology annotation, biological process: regulation of DNA-templated transcription; chromatin remodeling. The transcript is spliced from 12 exons. Lineage: Eukaryota; Metazoa; Chordata; Amphibia; Anura; Myobatrachidae. The record is from RefSeq and is a predicted model, not a curated record.
CUGCAGACGCAGCGCUACGGGGGCGCCUCCCGCGUGACGCAGUACUCGCCGAUUGGCCGCGGCGCUCGCUGCUGUUACGAUUCCGAUUGGCCUAGAUUGGCGCGAAGGUGCGCGACUGCGAGAUACGGGGAGGCGGGAAACAAUAGCGGGAGGAGCAGAGCGGAGACCGGGGACACAGGGGAGGAGCUGCCCCCGUAACCAACCGCCCUGACCGAGAGAGGGGGACACGGUCCGGACAGCGAGGCCGGGAGAAGUGUCGCACCGGAGAGGCCGCAGAAAGCGCGAGCGCUGCUCCCAGCGGACACCAUGGCGGACAAGGAGGCUGCGUUUGACGAUGCGGUGGAGGAGCGGGUCAUUAACGAGGAGUACAAGAUCUGGAAGAAGAACACCCCUUUCCUGUACGACCUGGUGAUGACGCACGCCCUGGAGUGGCCGAGCCUCACCGCACAGUGGCUUCCAGAUGUCACCAGGCCAGAAGGGAAAGACUUUAGUAUCCACCGCCUGGUUCUUGGGACACACACUUCUGAUGAGCAGAAUCACUUGGUGAUCGCUAGUGUGCAACUUCCAAAUGAUGAUGCCCAAUUUGAUGCCUCUCAUUAUGACAGUGAGAAAGGAGAGUUUGGAGGCUUUGGUUCAGUUAGUGGGAAAAUAGAAAUUGAGAUAAAAAUAAACCAUGAGGGAGAAGUGAACAGAGCUCGCUACAUGCCACAGAACCCCUGCAUCAUUGCAACAAAAACCCCAUCCAGUGACGUCCUUGUGUUUGACUAUACAAAACACCCAUCCAAACCAGAUCCUUCAGGAGAAUGUAAUCCAGACCUCCGGCUUCGUGGGCACCAAAAGGAAGGAUAUGGCUUAUCCUGGAACCCUAAUCUUAGUGGAAACCUACUUAGUGCUUCUGAUGACCAUACAAUUUGCUUAUGGGACAUUAGUGCUGUACCUAAAGAAGGAAAGAUAGUUGAUGCGAAGACUAUCUUCACAGGACAUACCGCAGUGGUGGAAGAUGUUUCUUGGCACUUAUUACACGAGUCUCUGUUUGGAUCAGUGGCGGAUGACCAGAAACUCAUGAUAUGGGACACCCGUUCAAACAACACAUCAAAGCCUAGCCACUCUGUAGAUGCUCACACAGCUGAAGUCAACUGCCUCUCAUUCAACCCCUACAGUGAGUUCAUCUUGGCCACGGGGUCUGCAGACAAGACUGUGGCAUUGUGGGACCUACGCAAUCUGAAAUUGAAACUGCAUUCUUUUGAGUCCCAUAAGGAUGAAAUUUUCCAGGUCCAGUGGUCCCCACACAAUGAAACUAUUCUGGCUUCUAGUGGUACUGACCGCAGACUGAAUGUCUGGGACUUGAGUAAAAUUGGAGAAGAGCAGUCUCCGGAGGACGCAGAAGAUGGUCCCCCUGAGUUGUUGUUCAUUCAUGGUGGACACACAGCAAAGAUCUCUGAUUUUUCAUGGAACCCUAAUGAGCCAUGGGUGAUCUGCUCAGUUUCGGAGGACAAUAUCAUGCAGGUUUGGCAAAUGGCAGAGAACAUCUACAAUGAUGAAGACACAGAGGGCAGUGUAGACCCCGAGGGGCAGGGCUCCUAAACGUUUUUUGUUUUUCCCCUGCUGUUUUUUUUUUUUUUUUUUCAUUUUCUGGGUGCAAUUUGUCUCACUCCAGAUAUUUCUUCUGUUUAUACAGCACUUGGACAUUGACCCUCCUUUGCCACAGUGCAAGCUCUGACUCGUGCUCUGUCACCCAAACUUGCUUUUAUUGAUUUUAGUAAGAAAAAUCCUCACCAUUUUAUUUUAUAUACAAAUAUUUUAUAUAAGAAUGAUUUUUAACUGUGUCCAUUACAUAGGUGUUUUUUUGUUUUUGUUUUGUUGUUAAAGCAAGGAGGAGAGUAUAAUAGCAUAGCUCAUCCGACACCGUGCCUUCAGAUGCAUCCCUUAUAUUAUGAAGAGUCUUGGACUAGGCAGCUUCAUGCAAACAUUCCUUUAUAUAUAUAUUUUUUUUUCUCCACUGGAAAAUGCAACGCUGCUUCAGAUAUCAUCCAGGGCAAACUCUCCAUAUGUUUCCUACCCUAUAUUUUAUUCUUGCAUUUUUUUUAAUUGCUGUAUGUAUUGUUCUUUAGAGUUGUUCCUUGUCAUCCAUUAUUUAGUUGUGCUUAACCGUUCCAAGAGGGGAGUAGUUCUAUCCAUUGUUAAUGUGUGGAUUUGACCAUCUGUGCUGCACAUCUUCUAAUGCAGUGGUUGAAAACCGUACAUAAAAUAAAUGGCUCAACUUGUUUUUUUUA